Molecule: messenger RNA, 1290 nt
Organism: Thermothielavioides terrestris NRRL 8126
Lineage: Eukaryota; Fungi; Ascomycota; Sordariomycetes; Sordariales; Chaetomiaceae
Exons: 1
Coding region: 1-522 (173 amino acids)
Source: RefSeq, a predicted model, not a curated record
AUGUCUCAACCAGACUUUGAUACCAACCCACAGCCAAAACCGCAGCUGAAGCUGCAGACGGAAGAGGGAGGCUCCCCGUCUUCUAUGGCCGCAGCACGCACCGUCGAACGGUCAUCAGCGCCAGCGUCUCGACCCUCGUCUCUGCCAGCGCUGGACUUUACCAAGCCGCUGCACUUGCUCUGGAAAAGCUCGCACCCAUAUCAAUCCCACCCACGACCGGACCCUCCACACUCACCCGCAGAACCGCUCUCGCCGCCGCCUCCCUACCCCGACCCUGUCUCCUCUGCCUCCCGCGCCUCCGCCUCCGCUGCUGUUCCCUGUUCCCUGCCCCGUCCCGACACCACUGCCCCCUCUAGUCCCCCUGCCGAUCCCGAUCCCCCCUCGGCUCGCAGCGGCGGUGUCAUCCUCCCUGCCCUCAGGAGGUGGCACGCCAAACUGCGGGCUGUCUGGGGCGGGUUUGGCCAGAAACUGGGCAGAAAGGAGGGGAGCGGGGACAGGGCAAGGGACCAGGUUGACUGGUGAGCUUGUGCUAGGGCCGAUCGAUGAUAUAGGAGGAUGCUCAGCUGUGCAUGUAUGCCGGGUGCGGUCCCGGAUACACCGAGGAUUGCGGUGGAAGCACUCGGUUAUGGGCUGGGAGAUUGGGGGGUGUGAGCGGAUACACCCGCAGGCGCUGAGCGGUCGUUGGGGUCUGUGGCAUGGGAUUGGCUAGGACGAGGACGGACGGACAGACGGUCGGACACCAGGUGCUUGGGUCCCUUCCUUGCACUCAUCUACUCACCCACUCACCCUCCUCCUCUCACCACACACUUGUGUGCGCCCGCACACACAACAUGGAGAGAAGUGUCUCUCUCUCACUCUCCCGCUCUGGUAAUGGUCUCUGCUGGGUCGGGAAUGGCAAUGGGAAUGAGCUCUUACGUUGGAAAUUGGAACGUGGAACACACAAAGGAAGGGCGGAGAUUGUGCUGGUUUUCUAACAUGGUUUGUUGGUGUGUGUGUCUUUCCGGCGGCUUGAAACCGCAGAUGUGACAGCGAGUGGGUUAACACUGUAUCUGUUUAUCUUUUCUUUUCUCUUUUUUACCCUCACUUUCCCCUUCGGUGCUCUCUCAUCGGCGCUUUCUCUCUUUUCGGUGACUUCUGUCAUGCCCCGGGGUUUUGGUUUGUGGUGUAAUACCGUUAGGCUAUAUCUCUCUCCUACCUGUCGAGGGCAGGUCUAGCGGUCUAACUACCACAGCUAGCCAGCUAGCUACGUGCGUUAGUUAAGUGAUAGCUAACCAAGCGUGGAUUCUGGUG